AUGUCUUGCAUGUUGAGCGGUGCGCGGCGAUGGGCGUCCACGUUAGCCCGUAGGCGUGUUAUAGUGUCUGGUAUUCAACCAACGGGUGUGCCGCAUCUAGGCAACUACUUGGGCGCGCUCAAGACAUGGACAGCGUUGCAAAAUGAAGCAGAUCCACAGGACGAGCUGUACUUUUUUAUAGCCAGUCUGCACGCAUUGACCAUCCCACAAAAUCCAAAGCAGUUGUACCAUGACCGACGAAACUUGCUGGCUGCUCUUAUAGCAGUAGGUUUGGACCCGCACAGAUGCACCAUAUUUAUGCAAGACCAAGUACCUCAGCAUGCCGAACUGAGCUGGCUCCUGAUGUGUCAAUCACCAUUUGGCCGUCUCGAGCGAAUGACGACGUGGAAAUCCAAAAUUGCUACGAUCCAAAACAGCGCAUCUGAAGACCACGUCAACGAGUCUCAGCUUCAGCUGGGCCUCUUUGCUUACCCUGUCCUUCAGACCGCCGACAUUCUCAUGUAUCAUGCCACCCAUGUGCCUGUCGGAGAGGACCAACAGCAACACUUGGAGCUCACUCGCGACUUGGCACACUCAUUCAACCGCUCUGUAAAGAAACCAUUCUUUCCUAUUCCCGAGGCGCUGCUUUCCGAGUCAAAGCGCAUUCUGUCCCUCCGCAAUCCUGAACAAAAAAUGUCCAAGUCAGCCCCUGAUGCCAAUUCUCGCAUCAUGCUGACUGACACGCCUGAGCAGAUCCAGUCGAAAGUGAAAAAAGCUGUGACGGAUAGUGAGGGUACCCUGUCCUUUGAUCCCGCAUCACGUCCAGCGAUAAGCAAUUUACUCCAGAUUCUUGCAGGCAUGGAUGGCGGCGUGCUUCAAUCACACAUGACGCAAGAGAUCACGCAGGAGCGGAAAGACCCAGCAUUUUUAGCACGCUUCCUCAACGAAUAUGCUGGUGGAUCCAGUGCUGCCCUAAAGCGCACUCUGGCAGACAGUAUCAUUGAAGAACUGCGACCUGUGCAGAAGGAAUACUCCCGCCUGAUUAGCGAAGACGGCUUUCUGGAUGAAAUCGAACGUUUGGGUUGCGAAAAAGCAUGCUUACGGGCCCAAGAGACCAUGUCUCAAGUACGAACCAUGCUAGGUCUGCAUCAGUAG
This is a messenger RNA of Malassezia restricta, 1134 nucleotides long. Its product is annotated as tryptophanyl-tRNA synthetase. Gene Ontology annotation, cellular component: mitochondrial matrix; mitochondrion. Gene Ontology annotation, molecular function: ATP binding; tryptophan-tRNA ligase activity. Lineage: Eukaryota; Fungi; Basidiomycota; Malasseziomycetes; Malasseziales; Malasseziaceae. The coding region runs from base 1 to 1134 and encodes 377 amino acids. The transcript has a single exon. The record is from RefSeq and is a predicted model, not a curated record. Gene Ontology annotation, biological process: mitochondrial tryptophanyl-tRNA aminoacylation.